Molecule: messenger RNA, 3561 nt
Organism: Eriocheir sinensis (Chinese mitten crab)
Lineage: Eukaryota; Metazoa; Arthropoda; Malacostraca; Decapoda; Varunidae
Exons: 8
Coding region: 1001-2911 (636 amino acids)
Source: RefSeq, a predicted model, not a curated record
CACAGUAUCAAUUAACCCUCAUCCAGCCAGGGGAGCAUAUGCAUGGCUUGCCGGCCACUAUGCCGAUAGACUUUACCUAGCGACACGCACGAUGACGUCAUUACUCCUCCGCGAGUCUCCUCCUCCUCCGGAAAUUCCAGGAACCCCCGCCCAGUGAUGAGUCACUCUCGGGCUGCUCCUGGACCGCCGCCCGUUUCCCGCUACGCUUCGUACGCGGAGAGUUUAGGGUUCCCCUGUGCCGUGCCUGACUCAGCAUCACCGACCAGUAGCGACAACCUUAACUGUGCCUGCUCAAUGACGUCUCCAUGGUUGUUUUAAACCCCUUCCAUCAUCAAUGCAGAGUCAGCAUUAGUUAUGGAACGCACGGCACUUUAAAAAACUCUCCUUAAGGAACAGAGGGUGGCUGGGGAAGAGGCGAGCGUGGAGCCUUCACGGGUCGAGGCGCCACAAAACAACGUUCAGACAGCGCGAGCAGAGGCGGAGCCUCAGCGGCGGUGUGUAGCAUUGUCACUCCCCUGGUCUGAGUCGAAAGGAGGCGAGCCAACUCUCCUGUGCAAUAGCCGCCAAGCGAGCAGUGCCGCGCUGGUCGUGGUCGAUGCUGUGUCUUCCAUCUCCGUCUCCCGCUGCUUGACUCGCCCGUGAAGUGAGCCUCGAUUUCUUUUCGCAAAAGAAAAAAAUAUAUAUUAAACGCAACGUGCAAGAACAUUUUACAUUUUAUUGUGUUGCUGAGACAAGUUUUCGUAAACAUUUACGAGUGACUGACGGACUCUGGAUAAGCGUCUAGUGAAGAGGAAAGGUGUGACUACAACUUUUUAUACCUGGCCACGCCUGCAGUGCCUCCCCCCGUGGCGCGUGUCAAUGAGCCAACAGGACCCAGGGCUGCACCAGGAGGCUACCGGGACACACGGGGCUGCGGACACAGCUGCUUCUCGCCCCGAGGACAAACGCACCGUGGGACCUUACAUACUCUGAGAACAGUUCGGCCUUCACUUGACCCAGGAUGACCUCCAAUCUAGGUUACGCAACGUUUUUGUUACUAGCAGCAUGGUACGGGUGUCCAUCACAUUGCCAGAUGCUGAGGAGACCGUCCCCUGCCUCUGAGUUCCUCCUGCGGCCCUCCAACACCACCGUGCCCGAGGGGGAGCAGACCAUCCUCAAGUGUUUGGUGGACAGUCAGGUCCAUGCAUGUCGCUGGUAUUUCCUGGAGCUGCAACUUGACUUCUUUAGCAAGGAUGCCUCCCCCAUGCAAGUGAAGGACUUCAAACCAGCCCACAACCGUGACUGCUCCAUCAGGAUAAAGAAGGUCCGCAAGAUCCAAGAGGGGCAAUGGCUGUGUCAGGCCUUCAAGUUCCACUCCUCAGAAAUCCUAAUGACUGAGCCUGUUGUCCUCAGAGUUAUCACCAGAUCAGAGAGUGCAAGUUGGGCACCCCCAAGUGACUUCCCACCUGUCACCACCCCAAGACAAAGCCGCCACAAUGAUGAGAAAGAAACAGCACAGGAGGUGAGUUUUGAGUUUGCUCCUGAAGACUACAUCCGCAACACGAAGCUGAAUGAGUCUGCCAUGCUCAACUGCAGGGUCAACAAGCCAAUGGAGUCCUGUACCUGGAUCACGCCAAAUGGGUCUUCACUCAAUGUAUCCCAAGAUGAGGUGCAGUUCAACAAGCCCAAGAAGUUUACAGGUGAUUACAAGCUGAAGGGAGACCUGAAGGCAGGCCAGUGCUCCCUGCACGUGGGCACGGUGCAGCACCAGGAUGAGGGUGACUGGCGGUGUGUUGUGCAGGUGGUGGGCCGUAACGAGAACUACCAAGGACCACUCUUACACCUCCACAUCACAGACCUUCCCUUCCCUUUUAAUCAUAGUCAUGACGGUGAGCCCCUCAUGGCCCCAACUGAAGAGUCAUCAAGUGUGCUGGUGAUCACCCUAGUGCUCACCUCCACCAUCCUCCUCAUACUGGUUGUCCUCCUGUUUUCCUGUCUUUACCGGAGAGUUGCUGCUGUAUCAGAUGACUCCCACAAGAUCCUUCAGGCAUCCCCCCAGAGUAGCCUUAAUCGUCUGCCCCAUAAGGCCUUUCCCACCACUGACCUCACUGCAGCCUCUGUCCUGGCUGUAGACUCUGUGAAGUCUAGCCCUGCUAAGUGUGUGGACCUGGAUCAGUACAACCAGUAUCUGGACAUGACUGGCUCAGACAACAUCUCUGGCUCCUAUGUCAUGAUGCCACCCUCCAGCCUCAGGUCUUCUAUGUCCUCCAGAACUACACUCUCCACCCUUUCCACUCUGCCAGUUGGUCGUUCACGGUCAGCAAGUAGUAGCACUGUCCUCAGCAGAGCAUCCCCAGGCCCUGGCAACCUCAUGGACAACCCUUCAUAUGACCCAAGCGAUGCUCCUGCCCGUCCUGACAACCUCUACUAUGCAGACCACAUCUAUGAGGAGAUCAAGGAUAAACAUGAAGAACUCACCAAGAUGGAUAAGAUACCAGAGGUGACAACUCCAACCUACACUAACACGCUGCAGGACUAUGAAGGAUACCUUGUUCCCAAGAAUAACACAAGCAGCGAGAAGAUCACUGCUCACCCUGUUAAUGAUUCCCCUAAUGCCCUCUCCUUGCAUACACUACCAAGGCCAAAGGCAGAGUCCCCUGCCGUAUCCCCUGGCACUGAGCAGGCACCUCCAUACUCUCGUGUGGGCCAGUGUGGCUUGGUGCCUGCCAGCCCCACACCAGAGGCUGUCCCUAGUCCUGGUCCUGGAUACUCCAGAGUAGGCUCAGGGAAUUUGAAUGGAGAGAAUAUACUGACAGACCCCAUGGAGGGAUAUGAUGUAAUAAGGUCUUCCCCAAGACCUGUGCCUCUCCCAUUAAACAUUCCAGUCUCAUCUGAGGCUUAUACAAAUGGUCUUACAGGUAUAACUGUUUGAGCUACAAGUGAUUAACUUGUAACUCAGGCAGGAAAUACCCAAGGUUGUUUUUGUCAUAGGAAGUGAUCCAAGUAAACAUAUUCCUCAAGUGUGGUAUUGUAUAUAGACCUAUGUAAAUGGAUAUUUAGAUAAAACAACAUAUUUUCACAAGAAAAUAUAUAUAUCAUCAGGAAGUCUUUGAUGUUCAUGUACAUAAUCAGAGAAAUUUCCAUAGGAUUCUAUCGAAGUCUUCCUGCUGUGUAUAGUAAAUAGAAUGUGGGCCAAAGAAAUACAUACUAACCUAUAGAUUAUCAAAUCAUUCACUCUGGAAAAUGUCUCCUAUAUUUAGAAUCUCCUGGAUGGUAUAUGAAUUUAUACUACUGUCAAAUAGACCACUUAUUCUUCACAUCAUCUACUGUGCAGAUGAGAUAUACAUAGUCAUUAAUGAUACGUAUCUGUAUGUAAUAUUCCCCGUAAAAGUAUAAACUACCUCUCAUUCCUGCUGUAAAAAGCAUGUGUUCGUAAUACCUCUUCAUGUCUAGCUUAUGUUGACAUGUAUUGCAUUUUACGUAUCUAAAGUCUUCCUUGUCCUGCCAAAAUCUUUGCUUUUUACUGCUGUACAGCUAGUUGUAUGUAAAUAUUUAUAAUAAAAGAUACUAUAAUAUAUUUUA